AAUUCAUCGUUGAGCCUAUAUACAAACACGACAGGCUCCAUCUAGGGUUUUGUUAGGGUUUUCUGCAUAUUCAAACUCUAACCCUCAAAUCAAACGACUGCCAAUGGCGUUGGAGCCGCUCUCCGCCUCUGGCCGGGACGCCGAUAAGCUAAGUCUCCCUGCACUCCAAUCCAAAAUGAAAAUCGACCCGGAAGGUUAUGAGACCGAGCUUGGCCUCCUCUACAGCCAAUUCAACUCGGCUCUCGAGCUCUUUCAGCAGCAAGCAGCUCUCAAUUUCACAUCUAUCUCCUCGUCUGGCGUCUGCGCAGACCCCACCAUUGCCAAGGAUCUCGGGGAUCGAUCUAUGUUCUUGGCCCAUGUGACGCCUUUUUAUCCCAAACAACUGGCCAAGUUCCCAAGUCAACUGGCCGAGUUUCUCAAAAACUCUGCACGGUCGCUGCCUUCGGGGCUGAGAUGUCAUGUUACUCAAGCUCUGAUUCUUUUAAUUAAUCGACAGAUGGUUGAUAUCAGUGAAACUCUUGCAUUGUUCAUGGAGCUUCAAACUCUAGGAGAUCGGAAUUUGAGAAAAUUAGCAUUCUCCCAUGUUAUUCAUAGCAUAAGGCGCAUGAAUAAGAAGCACAAGAAUGAGGCUAAGAAUCGAGCCCUUCAGAAUAUCUUGUUUGCAAUGCUACAGCAAGAGGAUGAAGCGAGAGCCAAGAGAUCUCUCAUUACACUAUGUGAGUUUCAUAGAAGAAAGGUGUGGUUUGAUGAUAGAACUGCAAAUGCAAUUUGCAUGGCAUGUUUCCAUUCAUCAUCUAGGAUCAUGAUUGCUGCUCUAUCAUUUCUUCUGGAUUAUGAGAAGAUUGAGGAUGAUGAUAGUGAUGACAGUGAUGCUUCCAGCAGUGAAGAUGACUCAAAUCCUCAAAUCUCUCAAGUUGCCCUUGGUAAAGAGGCUAUUUAUAAGGCACAUCAUAAAGGCACGGUAUCCAGUAAAAAGAAAAAGAAAGCAAAACUGCAGCGUGCCAUGCGCAGCAUGAAAAGGAAGCAACGGCUGUCGGCAGAAAGCAGCAAUUCAACUUAUUAUUCACCACUUAAUCAUCUUAAAGAUGCACAGGGAUUUGCUGAGAGGUUCUUCUCUCGCCUCCAGACUUGCAAUGAACGUUUUGAGGUUAAGAUGAUGAUGUUGAAAUUAAUUGCUCGAACUGUUGGACUUCACCGAUUGAUAGUGUUAAACUUUUAUCCUUUUCUUCAGAAAUAUGUUCAGCCACAUCAACGUGAUAUCACAAAUUUACUUGCAGCAGCUGUUCAGGCAUGCCAUGAUAUGGUGCCUCCAGAUGCAGUUGAACCAUUAUUCAAACAAAUAGUGAAUCAAUUUGUACAUGAUCGUUCACGUCCAGAGGCUAUUGCCGUUGGACUCAAUGUGAUAAGGGAAAUAUGUUUGCGAAUGCCUCUGCUGAUGACAGAAGAUUUGCUGCAAGAUCUGGUAUUGUAUAAAAAAUCACACGAGAAGGCAGUUUCAGUUGCAGCUAGGUCACUCAUGAUUUUAUUUAGAGAGGUUUGUCCUUCACUAUUGGUUAAGAAGGAUCGAGGUCGUCCUAGUGAUCCAAAGGCAAAGCCAAAAGCAUAUGGAGAAGUGGAUGUUGUCAGCAAUAUACCUGACCUUGAGCUAUUACAGGAGAAUGAUGAUGAUGAUGAUAAUAUGGAGAUGGACCAUGAUGAAAUUAAUGAGGAUGGUGAUGAUAUCGAUAAUUUGGAAUCCAGUGGACUUGAUGAUGAGGGUGAUAAUGAUGAGAUUGCUGCCAGUGAUGAUGAAGACAAUCCGAUGUACAGUGAUGAUGCUGGAAGCGAGGACGGGGAUUUACAAGAUGAUUCAAUUGAUGAAGAUAGUGAUAACAGUGUUGAUGAGAAUGAUGGCAAUAUCAGUGAUGAUGAUGAUGAGGGCGAGGAAGAGGAUGAAAAUUUGGAGGAGGAUGGAAAAGAUAAGGAUUCUCCUGAAAGUGAUGACAGGGGAAUGAUAGAAGUUAAAAAGCCCAAGGCAAGUAAGAGGAAGUUUUCUGAUUUCAAUGGACAACUUACUGCUGCUGACACAAGUCUUCGGGCUCUAAAGAGAUUGGCAGAAGAGAAGUUGAAACCUACCACAUCAGAAUCAGAGGAUGGUAUUCUCUCUAAUGAAGACUUCCAAAGGAUCAAGGAAUUGAAGGCAAAGAGGGAAGCUAAAGAUGCCUUAGCUCGGCAAGGGGUUAAAGUUCCAAGCUCUGAUCAACUGAGUACUAAGCGGUUGGAUCCUGCCAAGCUUGAAGCUCAUGUGCGGAAGAAGCUGACUAAGGAAGAAAGGCUGGCAAUGGUAAGAGCAGGAAGGGAGGCUACAGGGAAAUAUCAAUCUCGAACUGCUGUAAAACAGAAAAAGACUGGCGGUAAAAGUAAUCGACAGAAGCAGCAUGAUAAGGUGAUGCCCUCAGCUGCAAGGAAAGCUAGAGCAGCUAGAUCUCGGGAAGGCAAAAAGAAAAAGCAGAACCGCUUUGGCAAGCAGUUUCGCGGCAAGAAAGCAUGGAAAUGAUCAGGAUUUUGCAAAUCUUCUAUACCAACUUUUUUAUAACCUUUUUCUUUUUCCCAUUUUUUGUUUAAGUUUAAGAUGUUAUGUGACAUUCAUUCUUACCAGUUUUAGUUUUGUAUUCGCCAAUAUGUAUAGAAGAUGAAUGUUUCUGGCACAGGCAUUAAUCAACUUCCCCAGUAGUAAGACCAUUCUAUGUAAUUAACGAACUGCAAGGGACAACUCUGAUGGAUUUAACUGCAA
This is a messenger RNA of Manihot esculenta (cassava), 2773 nucleotides long. Its product is annotated as protein SDA1 homolog. Gene Ontology annotation, biological process: ribosomal large subunit export from nucleus; ribosomal large subunit biogenesis. The coding region runs from base 104 to 2536 and encodes 810 amino acids. The transcript has 15 exons. Gene Ontology annotation, cellular component: nucleolus. Lineage: Eukaryota; Viridiplantae; Streptophyta; Magnoliopsida; Malpighiales; Euphorbiaceae. The record is from RefSeq and is a predicted model, not a curated record.